Messenger RNA from Ambispora leptoticha, 291 nucleotides. NCBI's taxonomy places the organism in Eukaryota, Fungi, Glomeromycota, Glomeromycetes, Archaeosporales, Ambisporaceae. The record is from the annotation of a GenBank genome assembly.
AUGUGGUCAAUUGCAAUUGGACAAAGACCUGUGAGAGCGCAUGAUUACACAUUAGUAAUAGAUAUUUCUAUUGGGCAUUCCUUCGAAUUGAAUGAAACAUUUAGCGAAUGGAUAACUGAUAUAUAUGAUAAUCCAGCACCAACUGAAAUCAGUGAGGAAUUUAAUGUCACUGAGGAAAGAAGACGCGAGGCUGCUCAAACACAGAAAAAUAAGAAAUUCACAAAGAUGCGUUUUACACAGAUCGAUUUUUUAAAUUUCAACAACUCAAAGAAAAAUAUGGUGUCAAUACAG